UGUCAGGCCGGGUUGGAGAGCGAGGCUGGCAGUAAUGGCGGCGCUGGCGCUGUUUUGCCGGAUCGGCCUGAGCGAGCAGAAGGCCAAGGAGACGCUGAAGAACGAGGCGCUGAGCGGACUCCUCGCACAGGCCGUGGAGCAGGCAGAGGCAAUCCUGGGCUAUGCUGUGGACAGGUGUACCGGUACACUGCUAUACAACGCCGCGACCCGCCUCAAGGAUCAGCAGCACCUGGCCUUCCUCGUCAAGUACAUCGCCACCAAAGGAGUCGGCUCUGACCUGCAGCUCAACGCUGCGGUGGAAUACAUUAAAAACCACCGUCUGGAUUCGAUUGACAGCACCGACUUUGAGAGAGAAUGUGGCAUUGGGGUGGUGGUGACACCAGAACAGAUCGAGGAGGCGGUCGAAGCAGCAGUAAGCAAGUACAGGAACAACAUAAUGUUGGAACGAUACAGGUUUAACAUGGGGCUGCUUAUGGGUGAUGUGAGGACUAAGCUGAAGUGGGCAGAUGGGAAGAUUGUCAAGAAUGAAGUGGACCUCCAGGUUCUUAACUUACUUGGACCAAAGACUGAAGCUGACCUGGAAAAGAAGGCCAAGACUCCAAAGGAGAAGGCACCAAGAAGUGGCCACAAAGACAAGGAAGAGGGAUCAAACAAUGAUCAGCUGACGCUGCACUCUGCAUCCGUGCUGGAGCAACUGCGGGGAGAGGCGAUAAAGUUCCAUCGGCCUGGUGAAAACUUUAAGACGGAAGGUUACGUUGUGACAGACAACACCAUGGAGCUCUUGCAGAAACACCUGGAGAUUACAGGAGGCCAGGUCCGCACGCGGUUUCCACCAGAGCCCAAUGGGAUUCUCCACAUCGGCCACGCCAAGGCCAUCAACUUCAACUUUGGUUAUGCCAGGGCAAACGACGGAAUCUGCUUCCUCCGGUACGACGACACCAACCCGGAGAAGGAGGAGGAGAAGUAUUUCCAGGGCAUCCGGGAUAUGGUGGAGUGGCUGGGCUACACACCGUACAAAAUCACCCACGCCUCGGACUAUUUUGAUCAUCUGUAUGAUUGGGCAGUGGAGCUCAUCAAAAGGAGGCAGGCCUACGCCUGUCACCAGAAGGUGGAGGAGAUCAAAGGCCACAACCCGCCCCCGUCCCCCUGGAGGGAUCGGCCCGUUGAGGAAUCGCUCCUGCUCUUCGAGCAAAUGAGGAAGGGCAUGUUUGCAGAAGGAGAGGUGACCCUUCGCAUGAAGCUGAUCAUGGAAGAUGGGAAAAUGGACCCAGUGGCUUACAGAAUAAAAUACACAGCUCACCAUCGAACUGGGGAUCAAUGGUGCAUCUACCCCACGUACGACUACACCCACUGCCUGUGUGACUCCAUCGAGCACAUCACACACUCGCUCUGCACCAAGGAGUUCCAAGCUCGCCGAUCAUCAUACUACUGGCUGUGCAAUGCCCUGGACGUGUACUGCCCCGUGCAGUGGGAAUAUGGUCGCCUCAACCUGCAGUAUACUGUGGUGUCCAAGAGGAAGAUCAUCAAACUGGUGGAGGCCGGGGCUGUCAGGGAUUGGGAUGACCCGCGCCUCUUCACGCUGACCGCGCUGCGCAGGAGAGGCUUCCCUUCGGAGGCCAUCAACAACUUCUGUGCCAAGGUUGGAGUGACGGUCGCACAGACGACGAUGGCCCCUCACCUGCUGGAGUCCUGCGUCCGCGAUGUUCUCAAUGACACGGCACCUCGGGCCAUGGCUGUCCUGGAGCCACUGAGAGUCACCAUUACCAAUUUCCCGUCCAACCAGCCGCUGGAGGUGUCUGUUCCCAAUUUCCCAGCGGAUGAGAGCAGAGGUUUCCACGUGGUUCCGUUCAGCCGCACCAUCUACAUCGAGCAGGCGGACUUCCGGGAGGUGAUGGAGAAGGGUUACAAGCGAUUGACUUGCGAGCAGCCGGUCGGGCUGCGACACACUGGCUACAUCCUGUCUGUGCAGCGGGUGAUCCGGGACAACGACAGGAAGGUGACUGAACUGGAGGCAACUUGUAAGAAAUCCGAGUCGGUGGAGAAACCCAAGGCUUUUAUUCACUGGGUGUCCAACCCUGUGACUUGUGAGCUUCGGCUGUACGAGAGGCUCUUUAUCCACAAGUGCCCCGAGGACUCGGCCGAGGUGCCCGGCGGCUUCCUGAGCGACAUUAACCCGAGCUCCCUGCAGCUGAUCCCAGCGGCUCUGCUGGACGUUUCUGUGCGAGCUGCCCGGCCGUUCGACAAGUUCCAGUUUGAGCGCGUGGGUUAUUUCUCUCUGGAUCCCGACAGCACGGAGCAGCGGCUGGUGUUUAACAGAACAGUGACACUGAAGGAAGACCCAGGGAAGAUGUGAGGGCAGAGGGUGUGAACAACCCCGGGCCUGGACUGUCUCACGCGGGGUGGAAGAACCGAGGGUUGUGCUUGCUCCAUCAAUCACAACUGGUCUGCAGAAUCUGAGCUCGAGCGGUGAACACACCCCCACCAUCCCAAUGCAUCUGCCUCUACACAACUGGAGCCCCGGCACGCUGGGCCACACUCUAUCACCCCAGUGCGUGAGCUGGCAGCAGGAAAACUGACCCACACAUUGACCAGCUGUGCCGCAGAUCAACAGGAGUGGAGAUCGUACUGCAAUCCCUGGUGUGCUGUGUUUUGUUCAUGAUAUUUCAUUGUUCUAUUGACAGAUCUGUACUGUGUCACCAUGCCCCCCCAUGGCCUCCCACCCCGCACUCCCUGCCCUGCCUACCUCCUUCCCAUUCUCCUCCUCCUCCUGCCCCUCCCAUGCCUCUCACCUCUACCCCCCACUCUCACUGCCUCUGUUCAGCUUAGGGUUCAUGCAGCAAGCUGUGGUCAGUUUUGAGAAUAAAGCAAUGCUUUUUGGA
Molecule: messenger RNA, 2879 nt
Organism: Leucoraja erinaceus (little skate)
Lineage: Eukaryota; Metazoa; Chordata; Chondrichthyes; Rajiformes; Rajidae
Gene: qars1
Product: glutaminyl-tRNA synthetase 1
Exons: 25
Coding region: 35-2353 (772 amino acids)
Biological process (GO): glutaminyl-tRNA aminoacylation; translation
Cellular component (GO): aminoacyl-tRNA synthetase multienzyme complex; cytoplasm; cytosol
Molecular function (GO): ATP binding; glutamine-tRNA ligase activity
Source: RefSeq, a predicted model, not a curated record